AUGCUCCUUAAAACUUUAACUGUGUCUGCCUUAAUGUUAAUGUUUUUAAACCUAACCAAUAUAUCUUGUGAAAUUCGAUAUGUUUCGCAUAAAAAUUGCAAUAAUGCGCGUAAAGGCACUAUCAUAGCAAAUCCUGGCAAUUGUAGUCAAUAUAUUGUCUGCAAUGGUUUGCGUUCAACUUUGGGUGAAUGUCCACAAGGACAAUAUUUCAAUGAGGACAUGUUAUCGUGUGAUAAAAACCCCAUACAAUGUCGUGAGAAAAUCCAGCCCACUACUGCUGUUAAUUCUUCUUUACAAGAAGACAAAUUAAAGGAAAAAGAAAACGAGAAUUAUAAGCAAAAUAUAGCUGCUUUAACUCAUGAGUGCUCUUCCUUACAAGAUCAUAACAUUGCUCAAUCCCUCAAUUGUGUGUACUAUUAUCAGUGUGUUCGUGGCGUUUUAAGUCUUAAACGUUGUCCCUUUGGUUUGGCCUGGCAUUGGAGGAAUCAGCGCUGUGUGCCAAAAGCUAAGGCAGUUUGUUAUACUCAUAUUUAGUACUUAAGUUGUGUUUGUCUUAAUGAAUUUUGAAU
Calliphora vicina (urban bluebottle blowfly) is the source of this 569-nucleotide messenger RNA. RefSeq lists its product as uncharacterized. The record is from RefSeq and is a predicted model, not a curated record. Gene Ontology annotation, cellular component: extracellular region. The transcript has a single exon. NCBI's taxonomy places the organism in Eukaryota, Metazoa, Arthropoda, Insecta, Diptera, Calliphoridae. Gene Ontology annotation, molecular function: chitin binding. The coding region runs from base 1 to 534 and encodes 177 amino acids.